Messenger RNA from Rhizophagus irregularis DAOM 181602=DAOM 197198, 2160 nucleotides. NCBI's taxonomy places the organism in Eukaryota, Fungi, Glomeromycota, Glomeromycetes, Glomerales, Glomeraceae. The record is from RefSeq and is a predicted model, not a curated record.
AUGUCUGAUAAUAUCAAAAUGCAUGAUACGGAGAAUAAAAAUGAAUGGAUUAAUUGGAUUGAAGAAGCUGUUGAUAAAGAACAUAUAAAAUAUUAUGAAUAUAAAGAAUUUAGCAACUUUCAAGAAAUUGGUACCGGAGGUUUCGGAAAAGUGUACAGCGCAAAUUGGAAAAAUUUAGGAAAAUGUUUUGCGUUAAAAUCUUUUUUUAGUCUUGACAAUGUCACCGUAAAAGAAAUUGUUUGUGAGUUAAAAAUUCAACGAGAAGUCGAUUAUCAUGAUAAUAUUAUUCGUUGCCAUGGAAUAACAAAAUUCGAAUCAGCAGAUUAUCAUAUUAAUAAUAAUUAUAUGUUAGUAAUGGAAUAUGCUAAUAGUGGUAGUCUGCGAAGUUACUUAAAAAAAAACUUCACUAACCUUACUUGGGACGACAAAUAUAAUAUGGCAUACCAGUUAGCUUGCGCUGUAUCAUGCUUACAUAAAGAAAAGAUUAUCCACCGUGACCUGCACUCUGAUAAUAUAUUAGUUCACCAAAACGUGAUCAAAUUGGCAGAUUUUGGAUUAUCAAAGAGAAUCGGGAUGUCAUCAAAUUUUCAGUCCAAAUUAUUUGGGGUGAUUCCUUAUGUUGACCCAAAAAGCUUUAUCAGGAGAAGAAAUAAUAAUAACCAAACACAAGUUUAUUCAUUAAAUGAAAAAAGCGAUGUUUACAGUGUUGGAGUAUUAUUAUGGGAAAUAUCUAGCGGGCAACCUCCCUUUUCUGUUGAUGGGUUAUAUGAUGUUGGUUUAAUUUAUGAUAUUUCACAAGGUUUUCGAGAAACAGUUGUUCCCGAUACUCCUGAAGAAUAUGUAAAAUUUAUACUAGUAAAAUGUUGGGAUGGAGAACCUGAUAAUCGUCCAAUCAUAUAUAAAGUAGUUGAUUGGCUAAAUGCACUAAUGAUCAAAUCAAAUAUAAUAUCAGUUAAACAAGAACUCAAUGGGGCGACUCAUCAGAUACUAUCAGUUAAACAAGAACCUAAUGAGGUGACUUCAGAAGACCAUCAGAUAUCAGUUAAACAAGAACCUAAUGAGGCGACUUCUUUAAGUACUAAUAAUUUACAAUCACAAGGAGAAUUAUCUCAACUUAUUCAAAACUUUGACAAAAUGGAAAUGAAUACAGAAGAAAUUAAUUCUAUUGCAAUCUCAAGUAAACAAGUAGACCUUCCAACUGCAAUCUCAAGUAAACAAGAAGAUCUUCCAACUGCAAUCUCAAGUAAACAAGUAGAUCUUCCAACUGCAAUCUCAAGUAAACAAGAAGAUCUUCCAACUGAAAAAGACUUUAAUAUGAUUGUUGGUGAAAUAAAUGAUUUUAUUUAUAAAUUAAAAAAUGAUGGAAAUGAUAAUCCCGAAUUAGAAAAGUUGCAAGUUAUUGAACAUUUUAAUAAUUGUAAGGCUAGUUCACAGGAAAUUUACAAUUGGUUAUUGAAUAAUCAAGUUAGUUCAGAUUCUAUUUGUUUACUUGGAUAUUUUAAUUUUCAUGGAAUUGUAACAAGUAAAAAUAAUGAGAAAGCAUUUGAUUUGUUUAUCAAUGCAUCAAAAAAAAAUCAUGUAUUAGCACAACUUUUUGUUGGUGAUUGUUAUUUUUAUGGAUAUGGGGCUAUAAAAAAUAAAAAAUUAUCUUUUAAAUAUUAUGAAGAAGUGGCUAAUAAAAAUUAUGCAGUGGGACAAUUAGAAAUUGGUUAUAGUUAUGAAAAAGGAAUAGGAAUUGAAAAAGAUUUAAAGAAGGCUCUUUAUUGGUAUGAAAAAGCUGCAAAUAAUGGGAACAUCAUAGCAAUACAUAAUCUUGGUAAUUGUUAUAAAAAUGGAAUUGGCGUUAAAAUAGAUUAUAAUAAAGCUUUUAAAUUCUUUAAGCAAUCAGCUGAAAGAAGAUAUUCAAAGGGAAUAACUUCAUUAGGAUAUUGUUAUGAUGAAGGUAUUGGAACUAAAAUUGAUAAGCAAAAAGCAUUUGAGUUAUAUCAAAAAACAGCAAACCUAGGAAAUGAAAUGGCACAAUAUAAUCUUGCUUUAAUGUAUGAAUAUGGAAAAGGAAUUACAAAAGAUAUAAAUAAAGCAAUUUAUUGGUAUGAACAAUUAGCUAGACAAGGAAAUCAAAAUGCACAAAAUAAGUUAGAAACACUUCAUGAUUUAUAA